Linum trigynum is the source of this 354-nucleotide messenger RNA. Lineage: Eukaryota; Viridiplantae; Streptophyta; Magnoliopsida; Malpighiales; Linaceae. The record is from the annotation of a GenBank genome assembly.
AUGUUGCUUAUCAUAAUGAAGGAGUGGCUCGCCCAGUGGAAUCAAUACAAGGAGAAGUAUCACUGUCAUGUGACACAGCCUCCGUCGUCAUGUGACUCCGAUCAACGCAAAGCUCUUCGUAGCAACACCAACAUCUUCCGUUGUUGUCGAACGAGGAAUCCAUUCCGCCGCAGCUGUGAGGGACGAACCGCCAGCACUACCCGCCGCCCUCAGGAACGUCAGCGUGGAGGAUGUCUUGGUCUAGCUAGCCGAGAUGAAAGCGUUCUCUCAAGCGUCCUACCAAAAGCUCCAAUCACUUUUGACGGCUCCCAUCACCGCAGCCACGACCAAUUAGGAGGAUGUCACGACGACUGA